This is a messenger RNA of Asparagus officinalis (garden asparagus), 472 nucleotides long. Its product is annotated as putative beta-glucosidase 9. The transcript is spliced from 2 exons. The record is from RefSeq and is a predicted model, not a curated record. Gene Ontology annotation, biological process: carbohydrate metabolic process. Gene Ontology annotation, molecular function: hydrolase activity, hydrolyzing O-glycosyl compounds. The coding region runs from base 21 to 332 and encodes 103 amino acids. NCBI's taxonomy places the organism in Eukaryota, Viridiplantae, Streptophyta, Magnoliopsida, Asparagales, Asparagaceae.
UCCGGUUUCCCUUCUUCAUCAUGGGUUGCCUGGGUGGUUCGGUUCUCCGCCGCCUACUGCUGGCGGUGAUUGCAACGGAGAUGCUGCAGGUUGUUGUAGCAGUUACUGAACAGGAUGAGGCCGGUUCAUUGAACAGAAGUAGUUUUCCAGCUGGCUUCGUCUUCGGAACUGCCACCUCAUCUUAUCAGAUUGAAGGCUGUGCAAAUGAAGGUGGGAGAGGGCCGAGCAUAUGGGAUACAUUCACGCAAAAGCAUCCUGGUCACUCUCUUAUGCACAGACACGCACUACAGUUUUCUGAGCUCUUUACUAUUAAUUUUAUUUUGGAAGAUUAAUUGGAAAAGUACGAUCAAAAUCAUGAAGUUUUAUAACAUCGGCAUAAACAAGCGCGCUUGUUGCGUUAGCACAGACUAGACUCCUUUUGGUUGUCAAAAGGUUCAGUCUUGGGCCUAGUCCUAACCCUUGGUUAUCCUAC